Heterobilharzia americana is the source of this 783-nucleotide messenger RNA. NCBI's taxonomy places the organism in Eukaryota, Metazoa, Platyhelminthes, Trematoda, Strigeidida, Schistosomatidae. The record is from the annotation of a GenBank genome assembly.
AUGUUAAAUUCUAAAUUUUUGGUGGAACCAAUGACUUUGAGCAUUGCAGAUUAUAUUCUUGCUCCUCAUUUGUGUGUCGAAAGGAAGUCCGUCAGUGAUCUUAUUGGUUCUCUCAAUUCUGGAAGACUCUUUCUUCAAGCCACCGCAAUGUCACGUCACUACGCAAGUCCAGUCCUCCUUAUAGAAUUUUCCAUGCCUAAUAAAAUUUCUAGUCUCAGUCAUGGAAAUACAAGAGGAUUUCGGGGAAAUGAAGCAGUUGGUUUCUCUUUAUAUACUGGAAAGCAUGCGAUCAAUCCCAGUUCAGAAUUCAAUUCUCAUCAUCUAUUAGCAAAACUUGUUUUGCUCACCAUUCACUUUCCUAAUUUACGAAUAUUUUGGAAAAUUAAACUCGGUCGACCAGAGCCAACUGUUGAAAAGCUUCCUCAGGAUGGAGAUCAUUUAGAGGAUCAUAAUGUUGAAGCUGUUGACAUGCUACUUAAAUUGCCUGGUGUAUCAUGGAAAAAUUAUCGACGUAUUAUGAAUCAUAUAUCUUCACUGUUCGACUUAGUUGAUUGCAGUUUAGAAAGGUUGACUGAAAUUUUGGAUAGCAGUGAAUGUGCAAUGAAACUGUACACGUUUUUGCACUCCAAAUGCAGCAAUUCAAUUGUCUUGUCUACUGAAAAUGAUCCUCUUGUUUCUGGUGAUUCGUCUAGAAAUCCGAAAAAACGUAAAGCGAGAUUAAAUUUAGCAGCCAGUGUUAAAACACGUCGUGGAAAAGGUUGUGGACCUGCUAAACCUUCAUGA